Seminavis robusta is the source of this 1683-nucleotide messenger RNA. NCBI's taxonomy places the organism in Eukaryota, Bacillariophyta, Bacillariophyceae, Naviculales, Naviculaceae. The record is from the annotation of a GenBank genome assembly.
UUGAGAAUCGAAUCCACGACUGGAUCUUCUCGACACUGCUCAUCUCUGUCUGCUCGCAGAAGCAGCUCAUUUCUGCGGCAACAAGGGCAACGUUGCGGCUGGCUGUGUCCUUUGAUCAAGUAGACCAUGGCAUCAGUGUAUGAGGAAGACAACGAUGACGGCGAUGUGGAGGCUCAGCGUCUGGUACCUAUUGCUAUUGCUCCAUUGAAUUUGGCGAGCAACCACGUAGCGGAACCUAAUGGUACUGGUGUUAGAUCACUACUUUGCUCGCGACAAACUUAUUUCCGUUUGAUCUUUCUGCUUCCUUUUCUUCUCUGGCCGACCCAGUCUACUUUGUUCAUUGGAGUCUGUGCUCUCCUCGCCGUGUCUUUUGUCACACUCCAACUGAUCCACAAUUAUUUUCGAUACCACCGUGCCGCACAGAGAAAUUCGGAAACACGUGUCAAGUCCAUCGCCUUUCACAGUGAAAAGCCCUGGAUUCUCCUAUCCUUCUAUUCCGGGCACGUCGAUUUGUGGAAACGAGACGAAAAUGUCACGAAACGGUUCCUGAUCAGUGACUCUCCCGUCCGAGAUUGCAAAUGGAUGAAUAAUAACUCCACCAACAAAGAUGAUGAUGACGACUGGAUUGUCACUGCAUCGGACGAUGGCUGGAUUCGUGUGGUCACGCCCACGGGUCAAAAGAUUAUGGACUUUCCAAAUGCGCAUGACGACUACAUUCGGUACUUGGCUGUGCAUCCCACACAACCCUUGAUUCUGUCGGCUGCAGAUGAUCUGACCGUCAAACUGUGGGAUAUGGAGUACAAUGGCACCUGCAGCAAAACAUUCCAAGGGCACAAUCAUUACGUCAUGAUGGUAAAAUUUCACCCAGAGGAUCCCAACAUAUUUGCCACUGCUUCCCUGGAUCGAUUCAUCAAGUUUUGGGACAUUCGACAAGAGUCCAGCGCCUUGUUUGAACUCGAAGGUCAUGACGCGGGAGUCAACACCAUUGACUUUUGCAACGACAACCCCACUAUUAUGGCAUCUGGGGCCGACGACUAUCGGGUCCAUAUCUGGCAUCAUCCUACACGACAAUUAUUGCACAAGCUAGAAGGACAUUCCGAUAAUGUCUCGGCUGUUCUAUUUCAUCCUUCACUGCCCAUUCUCGUGUCCACAUCCGAGGAUGGCACUGUGAGGUGUUGGUCUGUGAUGGAUCCCCAAGACGAGUACAAGGCAUUGCCACCACUCUGGAAGGACAACAGCAAGGGGUUUGGAUGGACUUUGGCUGGAAAAGGCAAUCAACUGGCAGUAGGUUUUGACCAAGGAAGCAUCCUAUUGGAAUUGGAAGAAGAUCCAACAGAGGAGGGCCUGAUUGUCAAAAUGACCAACGAAUACAACGGAUCGAACAUGAUCCUUGAGCAAGAACGAGUUCCUACAGAAACGUUUUCGCAUCCUUCAGCCUAAUCAGCAAUAACUCUUACUGUAUGUUAGUGUUCUCUUUUGAGACUGUUGUUCCUCGCAAGAGUUUUGAAAGGCCGUAUCUCAAUAAGGGAAUUUGGGGGCAAUCAGACCCGAGGUCGUGGUGUUGCUCCGUGGUUGGGGACAAGGGGGUAGACUCGUUGAGGUCGGCAUCGAGAAGGUCUAAAAUAUCUUUUUCUUGCUAUUUUUUCCAAUAUUUUUGCUGCGCAUCACAUCGCCAUCACACCA